This is a messenger RNA of Cataglyphis hispanica, 1344 nucleotides long. It is a transcript of the gene Sec13, whose product is annotated as protein SEC13 homolog. NCBI's taxonomy places the organism in Eukaryota, Metazoa, Arthropoda, Insecta, Hymenoptera, Formicidae. Gene Ontology annotation, molecular function: structural molecule activity; protein binding. The record is from RefSeq and is a predicted model, not a curated record. Gene Ontology annotation, biological process: protein import into nucleus; positive regulation of TOR signaling; COPII-coated vesicle budding. The transcript has 3 exons. Bases 147 to 1088 code for a protein of 313 amino acids. Gene Ontology annotation, cellular component: COPII vesicle coat; nuclear pore outer ring.
GCGCAAUCGAUUCUCGCGCAUAUGCUCCACGUAAAUGACAAGAGUCUACGUCAACAUAACCUACAACUUGGACGUGUGAUCUUUACUUUCCAAUUCCAAUAAUUCCGUGCACUAUAUAUCGGUCGUCUGUGAAUUAUUUCUUGAAAAUGGUGUCCGUCUUAAAUACCGUCGAUACCGGUCACGAAGACAUGAUACACGAUGCCGAAAUGGAUUAUUACGGUUUAAGGUUAGCUACUUGCUCAAGUGACAAUUCGGUGAAGAUAUUCGAUUUAAAGAAUGGCACUCAGAGUCUAGUUGCUGUUCUCAAGGGACACAUCGGUCCCGUGUGGCAGGUCGCAUGGGCGCAUCCCAAGUUUGGCAAUCUUUUAGCAUCUUGCAGCUAUGACAGAAAAGUGAUCAUCUGGAAGGAGCUUGGGGAAUGGACAAAGAUAUAUGAACACACAGGUCAUGAUUCGUCGGUCAAUUCGGUUGCCUGGGCGCCGCAUGAAUUUGGUUUAAUCUUGGCUUGUGGAAGCUCGGAUGGAUCAAUCUCUAUCCUUACAAAUACUGGAGAUACUUGGCAGACCCAGAAAAUAACAAAUGCUCAUACAAUUGGAUGCAAUGCAGUUAGUUGGUGUCCGGCAAUCGAUUCGGUUAUUGAUUCAACAAACUUAACUCAACAAAGGAGCGGUCCUAUUAAGAGAUUAGCCACUGGUGGCUGUGACAAUUUAGUGAAAAUAUGGAAAGAAGAAGGCGAUAGAUGGAUAGAAGAAAAUAAAUUAGAAGCACACAGUGAUUGGGUUCGAGAUGUAGCCUGGGCACCAGCUGUUGGACCAUCUAGAGCCGCCUUGGCAUCAUGCUCGCAAGAUCGCCGCGUGGUCGUGUGGACUUCUAACGAUUACACUAGCUGGACGCCAAAUGUUCUUAAUGUCUUUGACGAUGUAAUCUGGAACGUCAGCUGGUCGUUGACAGGCGGUAUCUUAGCUGUUAGUGGCGGAGACAACAAAGUGUCUCUCUGGCGUGAAAAUUCCGAAGGACAAUGGGCAUGUAUCUCGGAAUUGAAUAAAGAUCAAGGAAAUCUUAACAAUCCAGAUCAACGUGCAUUGUAAUGUCGUUAAUAGAAAUGUAAAAUUAUGACAUUUUAUACAAAUAAGCGUUGUAAAUUAACACAAUUUACUAUUAAGUAUAUCUUGGCAAACCUCAGAGUUAUUGCGAGUUAUUUACUAUUAGUAAUUGAAUAUUCGCAAACAUUUAACCAAAAUAUAAUAUCGCUUAAUUGUGAUUAUAAAGUUACAUUUUAUUAUACAAUUAUCAAAAAGUUAUUAAUAUUUUCAAGUAUCGUAUAUAUAAGUUUAUGGACAAAAU